AUGUUUUCAAAGACCACGUCUGUAACACAAAAAGCAUUGCUUGCGUCAUAUAAAGUUUCUUAUAGAAUUGCUAAAUGCAAAAAACCCCAUUCAAUAGGAGAAACUUUGGUGCUACCUGCAGCUAUUGACAUGAUAGAAACGAUGCUCGGUGAGUCAUAUGCUGAUCAACUUAAAAUCAUUCCACUUGCAGAUAAUACGGUGGGAAGACGAAUAUCCGAUAUAUCUGAAGAUCUUUGCGAGCAAUUAAUAGAAAAAGUAAAACUAUCUUCUUUCGCGUUGCAAGUAGAUGAGGCUACCGAUGUUCUUAAGAAUGCACACUUGAUAACAUAUGUAAGAUAUGUUGUGGAAACUGAUGUUAGAGAAGACAUGUUAUUCUGUAAACCUACUGAAUGCAAUACUACAGCAAGGGAAGUUUUUAAAAUCAUUGAUAAUCUUUUUAAUGAAAAUGGCAUUCUGUGGGAGAACUGUGUUGGACUAUGCACAGAUGGAGCUCCAUCUAUGGCAGGAAAAAAUGCUGGUCUACAGGCACUAGUUCGAAAGGUGGCUCCUCGUGCAGUUUGGACGCAUUGCAUAAUUCGUAGACAAUCACUUGUUUCAAGAGAUAUGGGUGAAGAUCUACUAACAGUAUUUGAAGUUAUUACAAGAGUUGUAAAUUUUAUCAAAAAUAGCCCAUUAAGGGGAAGGCUUUUCGCAAGAUUGUGUGAUGACAUGGGUUCAGAAUAUAGAUCAUUUCUAUACUAUUGUGAGGCACGUUGGCUUUCUCGUGCCAAAAUACUUCAAAGGGUGUUUGAGCUAAAAGAAGAGAUCGCCAUAUUUCUUAAGGCAUGGGAUAAUUUCGUGGACAGCCUGACCCACACAGAUUCUACUGUUUGGAGAAUUAGUAAAGCGCUCAGAAAGGAAGAGAACAACAUUGGCCCAAUUAAACAUAACAACCAGGCUUUUCAUAAAGCUGAGGAUAUUGCAAACAUCUUCGCUAGUGAUUACGGAGAUAAUUCGCGUUAA
Messenger RNA from Stegodyphus dumicola, 1002 nucleotides. Its product is annotated as protein FAM200A-like. The record is from RefSeq and is a predicted model, not a curated record. NCBI's taxonomy places the organism in Eukaryota, Metazoa, Arthropoda, Arachnida, Araneae, Eresidae.